Aphis gossypii (cotton aphid) is the source of this 2093-nucleotide messenger RNA. RefSeq names its product inner centromere protein (gene Incenp). The record is from RefSeq and is a predicted model, not a curated record. Gene Ontology annotation, biological process: meiotic spindle midzone assembly; mitotic cytokinesis; metaphase chromosome alignment. The transcript has 12 exons. Bases 244 to 1905 code for a protein of 553 amino acids. Gene Ontology annotation, cellular component: nucleus; kinetochore; chromosome passenger complex. Gene Ontology annotation, molecular function: protein serine/threonine kinase activator activity. Lineage: Eukaryota; Metazoa; Arthropoda; Insecta; Hemiptera; Aphididae.
ACGUCCCCACCAUUUAAGACACAACCGUUAGCGGUUUGCAUUGGUGCAUUGCGCAUGGUCGUGUGCGUGAGUGUUUAAUUUUUAACGGAAAUCUGUUAUUAUAAUAAAAUUUUAUAGUUUUGUGUUAUGUCUUAUUCUCUUAGAAUUCCCUUUGGGCCUUAGGGAAUUUAUAAACUGUACUAUUCCACAAUCCGUUCACUGUUGUCGUUGCUACUCGUCCAUUGGUGUAUUUCAUAAUACAAAAUGGAUUGUCAAUCAACAGAUAUUUUUGAAAUUUAUAAGAUGUGUUCAUCGUUGAUAGAAAAUGGUAUUGCAGAAAUGGACAAUGGUUUUCAGGUUCAAACAUCAAGACUAGAUGCUGUUUACAACGAGUUAUUACAAUCUGCACAGAAUGUGUCUGAAAAGAAUACAUCUAAAAGACAAUCUAAAACAAAAAAUGGUAUGGUUGGAGAUCUCUUUGCUAAUGAACCAAGUUUUCAACAACCAGCUGUUCCGCCUAUUCGUAGAACUACACGACAGGCUUCUAUUAUUGCAUCAGAUAAAAUAAAAGGUGUUAGAGAAUCUUCAACUAUCAGCGGCUCUGGAGCAUCUACAAGAGCUAGUCGAGCAAGAGCUUUAUCUACAUUGAUGGAUAUAGCUCCUAUUGCUUGUCCAACAGCAAAUUCAACUUUCGUGGUAGACAAAAAAUGUAUGCAAAAUGUUGAAGAAUGUAUUUCUCCUGGAAUGUUUUCUCCAGAUAAUGGGACUCAUACGAAAAAAGCUAAUGCCAAUACAACUUAUGAUAUGCCUAAAAAAUCAUUAGCAAUUAAUCAAACAAAAAAAUUGGGAAAAAUUAUUGAUUUAAUACCAGAAGAAUCUCCCAUCAAUGUUGAAAAUUCUAACUCUACACAAAAUAAGACUUUAAAUAAAUGCAACUCAAAGAAAAAAAGUCUUGAAUCUCAAGUAAAGAACAAACGUCGUGAAAAAUUAGAAGAUAUUGAUGUCAAUAUUGAGGAAAAAUCAUCAGCACAUAUGACAAGAACAAUGAAAAGAAAACUCCAAGAAGAAAAUAAUAUUGAUGCAAAAAAAACUAAUGUACUAUAUGUGCCAUUAGAAAAACAAAUAUCAACUCCAGUAAAACCAGUAGAAGAUCAUUUAUCUCAAACUCCUCAUCAAAUCCGAGAAAAUGAAGCUGAAAAAAGGAAAGAAUUAUAUCUUAAAACCAAAGCAGAUCAAAGGAAAUUUGAUGAUCAACAUUUACGUGCUGCUAAACAUAGAGAAGAACAAAUGAGACGUGUCGAAGAAAAGGUUAAAAAAGCUGCUGAAGAAAAAAGGAAAAAAGAAGAAAAACAAAAGGAAAAAGAAAUAAUGAUGAAAGAGGAAGCAUUAAAAAAACAAAAACUAGCAGAGCUUAGAUUAGCUGAAAUUAAUGCUAAGCGUAAACUAGCUGAAGAAGCUAAACAUUUGAAAAUGCAAAAACUUGAGAUGAAUCGCAUGAUGAAAGAAAAUGAAUUAAAAAAGAAAAUUGAAACAAAACCAGAAAAAAGUAAAUCAGUAAUUCGUCCUAAAGCAUUAUCUUCAAAUAUACCUACUUCAUCAGCACCAAAAUUAGCAACACUACCAAAAUCUAAAGUUGAUAACAAAAAUGAUUAUGGGUUAAAUGAUGUGUCUGCACGUGAUUCUUCUGAAGAUGAAUCUGGACCCAAAAAACCUGUUCCAAAUUGGGCAAAACGAGAAAAUAGAAAAGCUGUACUUGAACUUCAGUAUCAUAUUAAUACUAAAGAAAGAGACUUAUUCUUUGACUGUCCUAAAAGUAUGAGUCUUAAAGAAAUGUUCAAAGGUUGGAAUAUCCGUGAUAAACAACGUACAUCAAGUGCUGUUUGGAAUACACCUCCCCGUUAUAGUGAAUAUCUACGCAGAUAUUAAUUCACUUGUAUUAAUUGAGUAAGAUAAUGUUAUUUUUGUAAGAUUUUUUUUUUUAAUAAUUAAUAAUACUUUUAUUGUUUUUGUAAUUAUUAUUUGUAUUUAAAUUUAUUGGUUAAUACUUAUAACAUUGAAUUUUUUUCUAAUGUAUACAAUAUAAAUAUAAAUAAAAUAAUCUAAUUAUUUCUUUA